Molecule: messenger RNA, 918 nt
Organism: Plenodomus lingam JN3
Lineage: Eukaryota; Fungi; Ascomycota; Dothideomycetes; Pleosporales; Leptosphaeriaceae
Source: RefSeq, a predicted model, not a curated record
AUGGCACCGCUCAGGCGAUAUCUCCGAAUUACAAAACACUCGGUCCUUGAAGUACGCAUUUACCUGGACCGGCCCGCAGAUGCAGAGGCAUGGCUGCUGAAACGAGGUGAUCCUGCCCUUCCACGCGUCAUCCAAGCCAUACGACCCCUCGUUCUCCCAAAACUCCGCGAAGAGAAUGAAAGAGGCAGAGGGAAGGGAAGUGCCAAAGCGAAGAAGAAGGGCGUCAAGGAUGUCGUGGUUGAAGCAUUGGCUGUCGAACAGUUCGAUGGUUCAGCUAACGCUAGGUUAGAUGAUUUCGAAGUUUCAGUAUUCCUGACAGAGCUGUCUUCUCGCCACUCCGUCUUAACGAAGCAAAAGAUCUUCAAGGACAAGGCCCGGAUUCAGAGUAAUUCGGGAAAGCUAACGAAUUGGCUUGCCACAGGCACAAGCGACCAGCCAGUCAUAGUCAAUGGGGAUCCCGCACAAGCGAUUGUGAUCAGAGAAGAGGACGAAGACGACAAAGCAAUAAAUCUUGCUGAUAUCCCCGAAGCUGAUAAGCAGCCCAGACGAUCUAGGCGAUCUGCACGCAGUGGUCGUACCAUGUCAGACACAGUGACUGUAUCGAGCGAAAGCGAUAGCUCGGACAUGUUCUUCGAUGAUCCUCCUGCGGGACGAGGCAAAUCAGGUCAGAGUGCUGGUCAUACAGACCAGGACGUAGACAACGAUACGCCACCAAACGACGAUAAGAAGAAACUCGGACUCAAUACAUCUUAUGACGGAUUUAGUAUAUACGGACGUAUUCUGUGUCUGGUGGUGAAGCGUCGUGGCGUCAAAAGUCGAGCAGGUGGCCCCACUGCGGCCUCACAGUCUAGCCAAAUGAUGGAGGCAUGGGUAUCGACCCAAGCUGUUGCGGAGCAGUUCGACGCAGAUGACGAUUGA